Messenger RNA from Ornithorhynchus anatinus (platypus), 8471 nucleotides. It is a transcript of the gene DGKK, whose product is annotated as diacylglycerol kinase kappa. Bases 191 to 3724 code for a protein of 1177 amino acids. Gene Ontology annotation, molecular function: protein binding; ATP-dependent diacylglycerol kinase activity. Gene Ontology annotation, biological process: lipid phosphorylation; diacylglycerol metabolic process; intracellular signal transduction. Lineage: Eukaryota; Metazoa; Chordata; Mammalia; Monotremata; Ornithorhynchidae. The transcript has 31 exons. The record is from RefSeq and is a predicted model, not a curated record.
ACUGCAGGAGCCGGGAGGCGAGGCCCCGGGCCGGGAGGAGGGCUCUCCUGGGUCCCGAGCGGUGCUUCCCCCUCCCCACGUCGUCGUCCCGCAGGAUCGCCCCGCAGGGUUGCGCGAAGCUGAGGAAGAAGGGUUCUGAGACCAUCUGGACUUCGCAGCCCGGGGCGCCCCUAACUCAGACUUGGAGAACAUGGCUGAAAAACUGACCCCCGGAGACUUGUUCAUCAGGAAGCCCAGGGAUUCUGUCUCCUCCCUGGACUCGGACAGACUGGCACCGGGCGAGGUGGCUGGAGACGAAUCCUCCGACAGCGAGGGAGAACAAGAAGGGAUCUCCCACAAACUCAUCAGGAAAGUGUCCACCUCGGGACAGAUGAGGAGCAAGAAGAGUGUGAAGGAAGGACUGCUAUUGAAGCAGACCAGCUCUUUCCAGAGGUGGAAGAGGAGAUACUUCAAGCUACGGGGGAGAACUCUCUACUAUGCCAAAGAUUCAAAGUCCCUGAUCUUUGAUGAGGUGGAUCUCUCUGAUGCCAGUGUGGCAGAGACCAGCACCAAGAACAUUAACAACAGCUUUACGGUGAUCACCCCUUUCCGAAAACUCAUCCUGUGUGCCGAGAACCGGAAGGAGAUGGAAGACUGGAUUAGUGCCCUCAAAUCCGUCCAGAAGUGGGAAAUUAAUGAGGCGACCCAGUUCAACAUGGAGCACUUCUCCGGGAUGCACAACUGGUAUGCGUGCUCACACGCCCGACCCACCUUCUGCAAUGUCUGCCGGGAAGCUCUCUCCGGCGUCACCUCUCACGGACUCUCCUGUGAAGUGUGCAAAUUCAAGGCCCAUAAGCGUUGCGCUGUGCGGGCCACCAACAACUGCAAGUGGACUACGCUGGCCUCCAUAGGAAAUGACAUCGUUGAGGAUGAAGAUGGGGUGGCCAUGCCCCAUCAGUGGCUGGAGGGGAACCUGCCAGUCAGCGCGCGGUGUGCGGUGUGUGACCGCACGUGUGGCAGCGUCCGCAGGCUUCAAGACUGGCGGUGCCUCUGGUGCAAGGCCAUCGUUCAUGGCGCCUGCAAGGAGCAGUUGGGGAAGAAAUGUCCACUGGGGCAGUAUAAAGUGUCCAUCAUUCCUCCGACGGCCCUGAACAGCAUUGACUCGGAUGGGUUUUGGAAAGCCACGUGCCCAUCCUCGUGCUCCAGCCCGCUUCUCGCCUUUGUCAAUUCCAAGAGUGGAGACAACCAAGGCGUCAAAUUCCUCCGCAAGUUCAAACAGUUCCUCAACCCGGCCCAAGUCUUCGACCUGAUGAAUGGGGGACCUCACCUUGGGCUCCGGCUGUUCCAGAAGUUCUCCACGUUCCGGAUCCUCGUCUGUGGCGGAGACGGCAGCGUGGGCUGGGUUUUAUCUGAAAUUGAUACCUUGGGGCUGCACAAACAGUGUCAACUGGGGGUCCUGCCCCUGGGCACUGGCAAUGACUUGGCCAGGGUCCUGGGCUGGGGGAGCCUCUGUGAUGACGAUGCCCAGCUCCUGCAGAUCCUCGAGAAGUUGGAACGGGCCACCACCAAAAUGCUGGACAGGUGGAGUGUGAUGACCUAUGAGUCGCCAAAGCAGUCGCCCCCACCCAUCAAAGAGGAGGAGAAUGGAGAUUCCAACCCACAGCGAAACGAAGAGAAGAAACAGUUGGGGAGUGUGGAGGACCUGACCAAGGUCACUGUGGAGAAGAAACAGGUCCAGAUGUCUCACUACGCUGACUCGGUGGCCUUCCAUCUGGCCAAGAUCCUAGAGUCGGACAAGCACUCAGUGGUGAUCGCCUCGGCCAGGUUUCUGUGCGGGACGGUGAACGACUUUGUGGCAGAAGUCGGCAAAGCCUACGAAAGGGCCACGGAGAACAAGCAGGAGGCCGAGGCGAUGGCCAGGAAAUGCGCGAUGCUGAACGAGAAGCUCGAUUCGCUGGUGCGAGAGCUGAACGAGGAGGCCCAGGCAACUGUGGUCCCCGAGGGGAGCUCACAGGCCUCUCUGAGCAGCCCCGAGGCCGCCGAGAGCAACAAAGAGGGCGGCAUCAACCCCAGCCCCGGGCCCCGGAUCUUCAAAUCCAAGGAGCAGCUGAUGCUGAGAGCUAACAGCCUCAAGAAGGCCUUGAGACAGAUCAUUGAACAAGCAGAGAAAGCUAUUGAUGAACAAAACAAGCAGACGCAAGCGUAUCAGAACACACCCUCCUCCUCGCUCAAGAAGGAGAGCUCAGAAGAUUUCAACAAGGAAUCUGAAAGACUCAAUUCCCGCCGAGGCACGGUGUCCUCCACCACGUCGUCAAUCUUUCUGGACCGACCGGAUGGCUUCAGUUCGGUCCACUUCACCGAAGAUCCCAACACUAUACAAUUCUCAGAAAGAUGCGUCAUGAACAACUAUUUUGGCAUUGGCCUAGAUGCUAAGAUCUCUCUGGAGUUUAACAACAAAAGGGACGAGCACCCCAAAAAAUGCAGCAGUCGCACCAAGAACAUGAUGUGGUACGGCGUCCUGGGCACCAAGGAGCUCCUUCAGAGGACCUACAAGAACUUGGAGCAGCGCGUGCAGCUGGAGUGUGACGGGGUGACCAUUUCCUUGCCCAGUUUGCAGGGCAUUGCCGUGCUCAACAUCCCCAGUUAUGCUGGGGGCAUCAACUUCUGGGGAGGCACCAAGGAGGACAGUAACUUCGGGGCCCCUUCCUUCGACGACAAGAAGCUGGAGGUGGUGGCUGUGUUUGGCAGUAUCCAGAUGGCAGUGUCCCGCGUCAUCAAUCUGCAGCACCACCGCAUUGCCCAGUGCCGUGUGGUGAAGAUCACGAUCCGCGGGGAUGAGGGGGUCCCGGUGCAGGUGGACGGCGAGGCCUGGAUCCAGCCCCCGGGCAUCAUCAAGAUCCAGCAUAAAAACCGAGCCCAGAUGCUGACCAGAGACCGGGCCUUCGAGAGCACCCUGAAAUCCUGGGAGGAUAAGCAGAGGUGUGAGGGUUACCGGGCCCCCCCGCGGCCCCGCCUCAACUCCCAGCAAUCCAUGGAGUACCUGACGGACGAGGAAUACAGCCAGAUGCAGCAGUUCGCCCAAGCGGCCGAGACCCUCAUCAGCAGGAUCCACGAGGCGGCCAAGUCCCACAAAGCCAUCGAGCAGGAGUUGGCCCACUCAGUGAACGGCAGCUCCCUGGCCUUGAGCGAAGCCCUCCCAAACAAGUGCAGCGGCACCCCUGAGUUUCUAAGCAGAAAUGCGGCAGUGGAUGUAACAGUUAGUGUGAAAGCCCUGUACACUGAAACCAGAGCUUUCCUGGAAGGAAAAUUGCAGCUGGACGCCCCCCAGCAGGAGGAGUUGCAGACCGCCCUGAACAAUGUCAGCCAGGAGCUCCAGAAGCUGUCAGACAUCCACUGGAUGGCACCAAUCAUCAACUCCGCAGAAGAGGAAAGCUCGGGAAAUCCCAACAAGGGCAGCCUCAAGUUACGAAUCAACAUCCCCAAAGCGAAGAAGGACAAGGACAAAAUUCAGAAAUCAAAGUCAAACAGUGCCGGGCCAGUGGACAAAUGGGGCACUGAGGAGGUGGCUUCUUGGCUGGACGCGCUUGGUUUAGGGGAAUACAAAGACAUUUUUAUCCGCCAUGACAUCCAGGGCUCAGAGUUGAUCCUGCUGGAGAGAAGAGACUUGAAGGAUCUGGGGAUAACAAAAGUGGGCCACAUGAAGAGGAUUCUCCAGGGAAUUAGGGACAUGAGCUACAACUUGUAAAGAGCCGGCAGGAGCUCCCUCCGCAGAAAGAAACGUUUAAGAAUUCCCAACCAGGCCUCCCGGGACCCAGAAGCUUUGAUGAGCGAUCUCGAAUUCUUUAUAGAGAGCGACCUCAGUGGCGCUUCCAGAAAUCCAGAUGUAGGCCGCGGCUCUUGACCGAUAAUUCUAGAUCAAAUGAGGACCGUCCCUCUCAGAAAUGGUCCCCGGCUUGUGGUAGUACAAAAUCCUUGAACGUUUCUCCUGGACUUUCGCAAGGUGGCCCCGUAGAGUUUUGCAUUUCCACGUUGGCCAAAGAUUUUUGUUUGGAGGUGUCGUUCUUAGCGCUCCUUUUCCCUUGGUGUCAUUUGAGAAGCCGGAGUGAAGCCAACCGAUUUCAAAGACAGGAUCCAUACCUGGGUUUCUGGGAGCUGGGUGAGGUUCACUUGGCAGACUGGGAGACGGGUUUGUGGGGGAGAGGGAGCUCAGCUUAUCUGCUCACCUGGAAUUCGGGUGACUUCCCAAAUUUUAACUUGGGAUUCUGAUAUGUUAUUGUCCUUUUUGUUUCAUGGUGAGAGAGAGAGAGAGCUUUAGACCACAGCUAAAGAGAACCAGGCACUAGAGGCUUGUCUGCUUCCCUGGUGAUGUGCCAUCGUGCAUGUUGAGAACUGCCUUUCUCUUAGGCACUGCAAAGUCCCUGUAAAUCGCUGAUGCUACCUGUGAAUGUGUGUGUUUGUGUGCAGGUGCGUGUGUGUGCGCGCAGGUGUGUGUAUGUGUGCGUUUACACUCGUGUUGGUGAGCUAGCUGGUGGCUAGUGACUGAUUUUUUGAUCCCAAUUCCAGCCCCUUGGGACUCACUUGCUCCCUCGCUGUUUGGCUCGACUGUGUCUUCUGAAACUGAAAUCAUAAACCUACGUGGCUUAAUCCUAACCCGCAUGCCAUACUGCAGUGCUUUGCAUUAUUCUUUGAGUGUUCAUUUUUGGUGGGAGCCAAAAGCUCCUCCCUGUGCAGCUGUAUAGAUUAUACAGAUAUAUAUAUAUUAUAUAAAUAUAUAUAUAUAGAUGUACAUAUAUUUUUUUAAGAACUAAAAAUACAAUUCAGCUUCUAAGGCUCAUAAGAGUUACUUUGUAACUUGCCAUGCUACCCAGGAUAAAACACCUCUACCCCCGUCUUCCCGCCCCUUCCACUUCUUUCCCCAACUUCAGGGGUGCUAGGUGGAUUGCUGAUCGUUCGGUACCACGGUGAAGCCUCUUCAGUCGAGGCGGCCCGUAGCUUCUUCUGCCGCCCCUCCAGGAUUCUGAUAAGGGCCGAGCCCCUGGUGGGCCGGGGACUGUGUCCGCCUUGAUUAAUCUUGUGUCUACCCCAGCGCUUAGUAUAGUGUUUGGCACAUAGUAAGCGCUUAACAAAUGGCACAGUUACUAACUUCCGGGGCUCCACUCCGCUGUCGUCUGUGACCGGAGGUGGGGUCUAUGGGCAGCGCCCUUCCAGCGGGGAUCGAGUUCCUUCUUUCUGGUCUGUGCCGAGGAUUUGGGGUCCCCUCCCCGUUUUCCCACCACCCCAAUCUCUGAGGAGAGGGACCUCGAGAAGUGGGAUCCUGAUGAGGGAAUUUGACGGCCAGUUCUUUGGCCCUCCAGAGAGAUAGAGGUGCUGUGGAAUCAUCCCAUGAAGCCAUCCUCUGCCUGGGCGUGCUCUGGUUUACCAGCUGACUCUUGACCUGUUCCCCGUUAUCAGCUUGAAUGUGGUCGACCAGGCUUCCAGGGGAGGAAGGGCUUCCAAUUGUGAGGGUAAGGGCUUCCAAGUCUGAAGGUCUGUGGUAGGGUCUGGCCUGGCUCGUUACUUUGAGGCCGGAGAUAGGUAAGCCAGGAAGCAGCAUUCUCCCGUCGCUCUCUGCUUCCUCCCAGACUUCUUUAGAAAGCAAAUGAGAUCCAGGUUGUUCCAGAGAUGAGAGGCUGGCAGGUGGGAAACCAGCUGGCUUGGAAGAGCAUCUGCACUGAUUAUCUAUCUUAUACCUACCCCCCUCGCCCCAGUGCUUAUUACAGUGCUUGACACAUAGUAAGAGCUUAACAAAUACCACCAUUAUUAUUAAGAGUAAGCUUCAAGGAUAUCUUCAAGCCAAGGGCUCCCUCCCACUUCUCCCCUUCCUCCUUCUCUCACCCCCUACCCCAAGCCCCUGCCUGGAAGCCAGAAACCUGCCCUCUCAAUCAGUCAUUAAUAUUGAGCACUUACUAUAUGCAGCUCACUGAACUAAGCGCUUGGGAGACGGCAAUAUCACUAGCACAUCUUCCGGAGGCCAAAGAGUCCUGGGUUGGCUCACUGAAGCCGGCAGGAGGGGAUUCUCGGAAGUCGGAGGGCUAGUCGAGGCCGGAAGCUCAAUACCUCUUAGCCCAGCCCAUCUCUCUCUCCCCAGCUUUCCUCUCUUCCAAUUGGGAAAUUUGGGGGAUGGCCAGAGCGGCUAACUCUUGGAGUUUCUCAGACACCGUUCUAACUAGGGUGCCAAAAUAUUGGCCAGGUUCUAGCCAUCAGUCCAAAAGGGAAAGUAUUGUAAAUAGAUGAAAUGUAGAAAAUACCUUUGAUGUUUACUUAGCAUCUAUAAGAUGCUUGUCUUUUCAGGGGGAAAGCCUUUGUUCUGUGUCCCACUUCUCCCUGCAUCCUUUUAUCAUCUCCUGGGUUGAGGCUCAGACUUUAAUCACUGGUCCCCUCUCUGAGAGCCCCAUUUCCUCAAGAUUACAUGGUGGCAAACUGGUCCUUUUUUUACCACUUACCAGUAACCAAGAGGACUGUGUAGUUGCUCAUGCAUGCCAACAUACAUACAUGCACAAACACACACUCUCUCUCUUACCAGUCUCUCACACUCUCCAGUCUCCCCUCCCCAUCUCUCACUCACACUUCUCCUCACUCCCCAGUUUCUCUGUUGCUUUCACACUCUCCAAUCUCUCCUUUCACUCAACACUCUUCAGCUUCUCUCCUUUCUCUCCUCAGUCUCACACAAUCUUUCCAGUCUCUCUCAUUUAUGUCUCCAGUCUCUCCCUCUCACACCCACCCACACCCACACUCCAGUCUGUCUCUGGCUCUUUCUCACACUCUCCGGAGGAGUCUGCAGUCUCCUCUCUCCAGCUCUCUCUCUCUCUGAAGAACUUGGCGGUCUGUCUCAGGAGUCGGCUGUAAAAGAGGAAAGGGCAGCUUGCUCUCUAAAGUGUUCCGGCGGGCCGUGCCUUGCGGAAGCCCGUCGGUUCUGAUGCUGCCAAGCUUCACGUGACUCCUCUUUUCAUUUAGCUCAGUCCCCCGGUGGUGGACUCCAGCAAGGUUGUGGGUAGUCCCCCUGCCUGGAGUCGCACUCCUCUUUCUCCGCUCUUUCAGAGAUGAUGUGAGCAAGAUGGGGCUGUUGGCAAAGGAGGAGAGAAGCAGAGAACAGAGAUGGUGGGGAAAGGAGAGGGAUCCUAUGAGCCUUAGCUGGUUACUAGCUCAGUAACCCCUCUCCAUCCAAGCAGAUGGUGGACAAGCUACUGGAUUCCUGCCCACCGGCCCCUCUGCCCCGGCCUGGAAGGUGGUGGGAACAGCCAGCCCUGCGUGAGGAGAAGGAGGUGAGCUGUAAUACAGUCAAAGGAGCUGAGGACCCCUGCUCACGUCUAGCUCCUUUCCCCGGAAAGGCAUCCUUUCCGGUUAGGCUACGGCUUCAGGCAAGCACGUGGCUUCCCCAGUUGUCCCUUUGUGUAAAUAAUUUUAAUGGCUUUUUGUUCAGCUGCCCCUUGUCCUCACCAGAGGGGCUCUCUUUGAAGGAGGGUGCAGGUGGAAAGGAGAAAAAAAUCAACUGUUAAGGAAUCCCCUCUGGAAUGGAGGGAUGCCAACUCGUCUGGUGUGCUGGGCGAGGCCAGGCUAAGUUUCUGGUGCCUCACGAGCCUGACUUUCUCGGAGCCGGGGGUGGGCGCCCCGCUGCGGAAAGGCUAGUGGAGCAGAGGCUACCUAUUUCUAGAUUAGCAGGAGCUCCUGCUCAAUCCUGCUGCCCCACCGCAAGCCCCCAUCACCCUGCUGAGGGAAACGUGAGGGCUGCUAGAAAGAGAGGCUACAACGACAGUCUCUAUCAGAGAACACUAGAGCCCCUGGCAACCUCGAGAAGGAUACCCUAACUGCAGGUGAGCCUUGGGGGAGGGGAGUGGGGCGCUGGAGGUGCCCACAGAAUGUGAUUAUUUAAUAUUUAUGAUGAACCGCUGCGAUUUCUGAGGGAAGGGAGGGGCGGAGGAAAGCUGAGCUUUUCCAGAUAAGGGGUGUCAGUGAGACUCUUUCUACUUUUUUUCAAAAAUGGAAUGUUUCCUGGCACCAUAACCCGUGGUGUCCGAUCUUUCCAGCUGCUAGCAGGGGCCUGUCCUCUCUCCACCUGGUUUUAGCAGGUUGGGCGGUAGGAAUGGACUUGUCCUUUCCAGGUUCCCCUCAGCAUGCAGGGGAGAGAAGAGGCAAAAUGUAGGAAACCAAGAGCAAAAUGGAAAAAAACAAUCACCCCUCAUAGUGUGUCCCUGCCCCCCUCAGGACCCUCUAAGCAGUGUGGCUUGUGAAAUAUUGUUUGUUUCUCUGUGUUCUACCCACUGACUGUAACCCAUCAUUGGUAAGUGAACCAGGCAUAUAUGGGCUUGGGAGGCAGGGAGAGAACAGGCCCAGAAGUGGCAAAAAUCAGAGUCCCCACAUCUGUGCCUGUCCUCUCCCAAACUGUAACAUCAGUCCUGAAAGUAAAGAGAGUAUUGCUUCUGUCUCAGACCAUUCUAAUAAAUGGAUGAAUGUGU